ACGGCGAUGGCCGCGAGGCGGCGGCUGAGGCUCGCGACUAUUCUACUGGUGGCCUCGCGAGCGGCUGCGCUGGCGACGCCGGCCACGCGAUCGCUCUCGCCGCCCGCUCACCGCUUUGCGCCGCCGCCGCUCCGCACCGCGGGUCCGCUUUUGUGCAGCGGCGCAGGCGGCGUCAGCAGCAAAGGCGACGCUGCAGAGCAUCCACCAGACUGGGGUGGGCGGCCGCGGGGACUGGGGCCACGCGGGUGGCCCAGCAGAGCGGCUGCAGUCCGAGCGGCACGGCUUCGCCGCCGCUGGCUACUGCAGCUCGAGCGGGCGGGCGGGUGGCUUAGCGCGAUGGCGGCGGCGGCCUCCCGCAGCGCGGCGAGUGCACGUGUGGCGCUCGUGGCGGUGCUGCUGAUGGCGUGCACGAGUCGCGGCCCGCUCGCGGACCGGCUGGCCGAGCCGGCGGGCGGGGGAGCUCCACCCUCCACCAUGCAGCGGCUCGUUCAAUCUCGCGGCGCCGAGGAGCGGGUGAGGGUUCGCUUCGGCGGCGGCGGCGGCCGCACCUCUGCCGCCGCCACCGCUCUUGCGAGGACGGCGGAAGCGCCGAGCGGCUUGGUGGGGCGCAGCGCCAGCGCGGUGGCGCAGACGUGGCGGGAGGUGCGCGAGCACGCCUCGCCGGCAGAGCGGGAUACGAUGGUGCUCCUCGCAACCGCCGCGCUGGUGACGCCGAUCAUGGGCACCCUCAACCUCUCGCCCGUCCUCGGCUUCCUCUUCGCCGGCAUCCUCCUCGGCCCGACCGGCCUCGGCGUUGUGUCGGAUGUCGCCACCACGACCAAGCUCGCGGAGUUCGGCGUCGUCUUCUUCCUCUUCGAGAUGGGGCUGGAGCUCGAGUUGGAGAGGCUAAAGUCGGUGGGGCGCGACGCCUUUCGGCUCGGGGGCGCACAGUUCGCGCUCACCUCUCUGGUCUUCGGCGCCGUCGCCACCGCGUUCGGCGCCUCGGGGCCGGCGGCCGUCGUCUUGGGCGGCGGCCUCGCGCUCUCCUCCUCGGCCUUCGUGAUCCAGCUGCUGUCGGAGAAGGGGGAGCUCGCCACCCGCUUCGGCCGCGCCUCCUUCGGCAUCUUGCUCUUCCAGGACAGCGCCGACAUCGCCGUCGUCCCCCUCCUCGUCGUCACGCCGCUUCUCGGUGGCUCAUCCGGCGCAGCCCUCGGCGCCGCCCUUCGCGUCGCCGCUAUCAAGAGCGCCUCGGCCCUCGCAAUCAUCUUUGUCACCGGGCGGCUGCUGCUCCAGCGCGUUUUUCAGCUCGUCGCGUCGGCGCGCGACCAGACCGCCUUCUUGCCGCCGUCACCGUCAGCGUUCAUCGCGCGCGACCAGACCGCCUUCCUCGCAAUCACGCUGCUGACGGUGCUCUCGAUGUCAGCCUUCACGCAAGCGCUGGGCCUGUCCGACACCCUCGGCGCCGUCCUUGCCGGCGAACCGCCGCGCCUCUCGCUGCUGGUCUGCUGCUUAGGCCUCUUCUUCGUGACCACCGGCUUCUCCAUCGACUUGCCCCCCCCACUGACCAGCUCGCUGCUGAUCUGCUGCUUAGGCCUCUUCUUCGUGACCACCGGCUUCUCCAUCGACCUGCCCCCCCCACUGACCAGCUCGCUGCUGACCUGCUGCUUAGGCCUCUUCUUCGUGACCACCGGCUUCUCCAUCGACCUGCCCCCCCCACUGACCAGCUCGCUGCUGACCUGCUGCUUAGGCCUCUUCUUCGUGACCACCGGCUUCUCCAUCGACCUGCCCCCCCCACUGACCAGCUCGCUGCUGACCUGCUGCUUAGGCCUCUUCUUCGUGACCACCGGCUUCUCCAUCGACCUGCCCCCCCCACUGACCAGCUCGCUGCUGGUCUGCUGCUUAGGCCUCUUCUUCGUGACCACCGGCUUCUCCAUCGACCUGCCCCCCCCACUGACCAGCUCGCUGCUGGUCUGCUGCUUAGGCCUCUUCUUCGUGACCACCGGCUUCUCCAUCGACUUGCCCCCCCCACUGACCAGCUCGCUGCUGGCCUGCUGCUUAGGCCUCUUCUUCGUGACCACCGGCUUCUCCAUCGACCUGCCCCUCGCCCUCGCCUCCGCGCCCGCUGUCGUAGGACUCGCGCUCGCCCUGCACCUCUCCAAGACGGCGAUCGUCGCCGCUAUCUGCACCGCCAACCAGAUGAAGCCCGCCGCCGCGCUUCGCUCGGGCACUGCUCGCCUGCUGCUCUCGCAGGGCGGCGAAUUCGCGUUCGUCAUCUUUGGCCUGGCGCAGACGCACGGCAUCCUCCCUGUUGGGCAGGCGCGCGGCGGGCUCGUGCUGCAGCCCGACUCCGAAGACAUCGACAAGGGGGAGUACGUGCUCGUGUGCGGCUUCGGGCGCGUCGGGCAGGCAGUGUGCGAGCUGCUCACCGCAAGGCUCGUGCGCUACAAGGCCUUCGACAUGGACCCGUACCGCGUCGCAGAGGCGCGCGGAGAAGAGGAGUAG
Messenger RNA from Emiliania huxleyi CCMP1516, 2481 nucleotides. RefSeq lists its product as hypothetical. NCBI's taxonomy places the organism in Eukaryota, Haptophyta, Isochrysidales, Noelaerhabdaceae. Gene Ontology annotation, cellular component: membrane. Gene Ontology annotation, molecular function: antiporter activity. Gene Ontology annotation, biological process: proton transmembrane transport. The record is from RefSeq and is a predicted model, not a curated record. The transcript has 11 exons. The coding region runs from base 7 to 2481 and encodes 824 amino acids.